CUGAACACACACGCACACUGCAAGAGUGAGGACGUAAAAAGAGAGAGUUACGAGAGAGAAGGGAAGAAAUUCUCUCCUGGUUGUUUUGCAUCCCUGAUAUGACCCUGUUCAGCCCAAGAUACAUGAGCAUGAGUGGAGAGUUGAAGUCCAGCCGCUCCAGGGCUGCAAGUAAGAGGGCCAGCAACACCACUUAUGGAUCUGAGUUCGACCUGGACUAUGACAGCUACCACGAGGACUACUAUGACAGGGUGUAUGACUACCAGCGUGUGCCGGCUUCACUCUCUCCUCCGCCUCUGGGACCCAGUCUGGCCAAGCGACCCCGUUCCUCCUCCUACUCCUCUGGGCACAGACGCAGUCGAGACAGAACCCACUCCAAAAGCUCCAGAGCCCACUCCACUAGUUCAACCACAGCCAAGUUGGGCAUGGAGGAGUUGCAGGUGAUUAAAAAGGAGCUGACUCUGAUAAAGACACAGAUCGAUGGGCUGCUUGACAGUCUUGACAGGAUGGACACACAGAGGAAUGACCACAAAGGGUCUCCCCUGAGAGAGGACAGUCCAGCUGGCUCACCAUACGCUCUGUCUGCCAGCAGCCCCGAGCACUCCCUCUCCUCCCUCUCUCCACCCAGCUCCCGCCAUCGAAUCCACAGGGAGGACACGGACCUGAGGGAGCCUGAUGAUGACAACCACACAAUGAGCAAUCAUAGCUCUGACCCCGAAGAGGAAAUAUGAGGGAGGAAAAUGAGAAGACGUAGAAGACAUGGAUUAAGUGCCAAACAUGGAGGAAGAGAACAACAGACGUCAAGCCAACACUCAUAUCAGUGGCUCACCUCCCUUCCAACAGGGUGUACAUAUCAGAUAACAUAAUACAUUUAAUUGUAUCACAGCAGCUUGGUUUCUGUGGCCGUACUUUUAAGUAAAUAUAAAUCACUGAAACACAUGACUUAAUCACGUCAAGUAUAUACACAUCUGAUUGAGAAGAAUUUGUCAAACUGAAAGAAUAAAAGAGAGAAAAUAAUUAUAAAGGACAACUGGAAGCAUGGAGGUGAAUUUAACUUUUUAUAAUCCGGCCUAAGUAGGCGUACCUAUUAUAUUGUAUGACAGGGUUUGCACCAACACUAAUAUUUCAGUAUUAAUCCAAAUGAGACAAUGGGGUUCUCUGAUUAAAACACAGUGUAAGCAGCUUACCAAUUUAUCAUGUCCACAUUAAAACUUCUUUCUAAAGCAGGCAGUGCGUGCCAGUAUCAGACUGCACAUACAGUAAUAAUCUGUGUGUAGUCAGUGGAUUCUGCAUAAUGUUUCUGCUGUUUCACCAGUUUCUCCCAAGAAAAAAAAAAAACCUUUUAUAUCUUUAAUGAGAUAAUGUACAAACAAAACAGAGCCAAUAAUAUUACUGAAGCCUUGACAGUUAUUAACCAAGCAAACAGCUUAUUUAAAUAUUGUUAUUUUCAGAAUAAGGGUUUUAAUGGAAUAUUGUGUACAUGUACUGUGAAAUGAAAAUCCCGUCUUUGGAUCUCAAACUAUGUGACUUGUGAAAACAAAGAAAUCUCUACACUCUCAAAUUCGAUCUUGUAAGAGGGCUUUUUGCUGAUGCUUGACUUUCUAUCCUUAUUGUUUACUUCUAAUCAGAGUUUUGCUAGUCAAAGUAAAUCACAGUAAUCCUUGAGAGAUUUAAAAGUCACACUGAUCAUUUAGGAGAGAAACCGGGCGCGUUCUGCUUGUAAGUUUCAGUAUGAUGCCUCUCUGAGUUUGACUCUGAUGCAAAUAUCUGCUCUCUUCUUUAAAUGUAUUAGUGGAAUGUUACAACUCUCUUCCACCAUGUAUUUGGCACUGUUAAGACAUGAAAGGCCCAGGUCAGUGUGUAAUAUUGUGUAUUAUUGUAAACUUUACUGUAAUUGUUACACUGUCUGAUUUUAAUCUUGCUUUAGGGAUUAUCAUGUUUUUUUGUUUGUUUUGUUUUUUAAGAAAACAAUUCUUAUGGUGUUACAUGUUUUUGUUUGCAUUCUUAAAAUAAGCCAAGU
Molecule: messenger RNA, 2017 nt
Organism: Plectropomus leopardus (leopard coralgrouper)
Lineage: Eukaryota; Metazoa; Chordata; Actinopteri; Perciformes; Serranidae
Cellular component (GO): nucleus
Molecular function (GO): RNA binding
Source: RefSeq, a predicted model, not a curated record